This is a messenger RNA of Corylus avellana, 914 nucleotides long. RefSeq names its product ubiquitin-conjugating enzyme E2 2. Lineage: Eukaryota; Viridiplantae; Streptophyta; Magnoliopsida; Fagales; Betulaceae. The record is from RefSeq and is a predicted model, not a curated record.
AAUAUCUCUCCCUCUCUCUCCCCCUUUCUCUUUCUCUCUCUCCCUCUCUGCUUCUGAUAGAUUCUCUCUUGUCUACACCCAUGGCUUCGAUCUGAUUGGGUUCCCAGAAGCCUACUUCUUCUGCAUGCUCUUCUCGCCCGUACACGAGCGAAGCCGAAUCAAAACCCUAGCGUUUACUCUUUGAGACCGGAGUUUCUCUACGCAUCGACUUCCAGGAUCAAUAGGUGGUGACGAUGUCGACUCCGGCUAGGAAGAGGCUGAUGAGAGAUUUUAAGAGGUUGCAACAAGAUCCACCUGCAGGCAUCAGUGGAGCACCCCAAGACAACAAUAUUAUGCUUUGGAAUGCUGUUAUUUUUGGUCCUGAUGAUACUCCGUGGGAUGGAGGCACGUUCAAGUUGACUCUGCAGUUCACUGAGGAUUACCCAAACAAACCACCGACAGUGCGAUUUGUUUCUCGAAUGUUUCAUCCAAAUAUUUACGCCGAUGGAAGUAUUUGUCUGGAUAUUUUACAAAAUCAGUGGAGUCCUAUAUAUGAUGUGGCAGCUAUACUUACAUCUAUCCAGUCGCUGCUGUGUGACCCCAACCCCAACUCUCCUGCAAAUUCCGAAGCGGCUAGGAUGUUUAGCGAGAACAAGCGGGAGUACAACCGUAGAGUUAGGGAAAUUGUGGAGCAGAGCUGGACAGCAGAUUAACUCCAUUGGCCCCUCUGUAGGGCACCCAUGAGUGUCUGAAAUGACAUUGCCGGUCAAAAAAAUUUGUGCAAACUUAUCCACUUUGAUCUUGUAUUUUGUGCAAACAAUUGUUAGGCCUGUUAUUUUAUUUAAAUAUGAAUUGCUGCAUUGUGUGUUGUUGUGCUCAUGUAAAAUAGAAUUCAUGUAUAACUUUACAUUGAAAUGUUAUGAACUUUUUUUUUU